This is a messenger RNA of Chaetura pelagica (chimney swift), 1272 nucleotides long. Its product is annotated as wiskott-Aldrich syndrome protein family member 3-like. The record is from RefSeq and is a predicted model, not a curated record. Gene Ontology annotation, molecular function: Arp2/3 complex binding; actin binding; protein kinase A regulatory subunit binding. Gene Ontology annotation, biological process: actin cytoskeleton organization; positive regulation of Arp2/3 complex-mediated actin nucleation. The coding region runs from base 1 to 1272 and encodes 423 amino acids. The transcript is spliced from 8 exons. NCBI's taxonomy places the organism in Eukaryota, Metazoa, Chordata, Aves, Apodiformes, Apodidae. Gene Ontology annotation, cellular component: cytoskeleton; SCAR complex.
AUGCCGCUGGUGAAGAGGAACAUCGAGCCCCGGCACCUGUGCCGGGGGGCUCUUCCCGAAGGGGUGACAAGUGAGCUGGAGUGUGUCACCAACAGCACGCUGGCUGCCAUCAUCAAACAGCUGGGCAGCCUCAGCAGGCAUGCAGAGGACAUCUUUGGUGAGCUGUUCAAUGAAGCCAACAGUUUCUACAUGAGGAUGAACUCGCUGCAGGAGAGGGUGGACCUGCUGGUCAUCAAGGUGACGCAGCUGGACUCAACUGUGGAGGAAGUUUCACUGCAGGACAUCAACAUGCGGAAAGCCUUCAAGAGCUCCACGGUGCAGAACCAGCAGGUCGUGUCUCGCAACUCCAUCCCCAACCCAGUGAUGGAGAUGUACCAGCGCUGCGACAAGCCCCCGCCGCUCAACAUCCUCACGCCCUACAGGGAUGACAAAAAGGAUGGCCUCAAGUUCUACACUGACCCCUCCUACUUCUUCAACUUAUGGAAGGAGAAAAUGUUGCAGGCAACAGAAGAUAAGAGAAAGGAGAAACGCAGGCAGAAGGAGCAGCGGCUGGUGGAGGACUCCACCCGGGAGGUGAAGAAAGUGAGGAAAGCCCGCAACCGGCGCCUGGAGUGGAACAUGAUGGCGUAUGAUAAAGAGUUCCGACCCGAUAACAGGUUCUCACCAUCCCCCUAUCACAUGGCGUCAUCGGAAGGAUCACUGUCCCCAGAUAAUAGAUCUUACGCCUCGGAUGCCGCCGACCACUCGUACCCGGCGAGCCCCAACCACCCCGCGCAGCUGCUGGCCCCGACGUCCCCCCCGGCCCCAGCAGAGCACAAGGAGGGGGGUCUGGCAGCUGUGCCCCCCCAGGAGCACGUGUACCGCCCGGUGCCAGCGGUGGGCAGCCGCCAGAACAGCCUCAGCCGCCUCCAGCAGCCCCACGUGCCCCAGCCCCCCGAGGCUGUUCUCAACGGGCCCAGACCCCACUUGGUCAAGGAUUACGGUCCCCCCGCCAUCGCCGCCUCCCCCGCGCACUCCGCGUCGCCGCCCGCGCCCGCCGAGCCCCGCAAGCCGCAGAUGCCGCUGAUGCCCAUGAGCGAUGCCCGGAGCGACCUGCUGGCAGCGAUCCGCAGGGGAAUCCAACUCCGGAAAGUCCAGGAACAGUGGGAACAAGAGGCCAAAAAAGAGCCCGUGGGUAACGACGUGGCCACCAUCCUGUCGCGCCGGAUCGCGGUGGAAUACAGCGAGUCCGACGACGACUCCGAGCUGGACGAUAACGAGUGGUCGGACUGA